Molecule: messenger RNA, 1938 nt
Organism: Micromonas pusilla CCMP1545
Lineage: Eukaryota; Viridiplantae; Chlorophyta; Mamiellophyceae; Mamiellales; Mamiellaceae
Exons: 2
Coding region: 198-1415 (405 amino acids)
Biological process (GO): carbohydrate metabolic process
Cellular component (GO): cytoplasm
Molecular function (GO): glucose-6-phosphate 1-epimerase activity; carbohydrate binding
Source: RefSeq, a predicted model, not a curated record
UGUCUCGUCCGGGGCUGUGCUUCGACGCAGCCUCGUCACAUAUACUUGAGAUUGGAAUCGAGAACGGAUCUAUGGAACGAAAUUUAACCUCACGAACGUUCUUCCCUUCUUUGUCCCCAAGGACGGCAAGGUCGGCGAGAAAAACUGCUCCACGCACGAAUGCUAGGUAUUUUGGUCUUGGGAAAGUGCGCCGUCUUAUGGUCAGAGCCCUGGGAUCUAAAACUGACCAUGGCAAUGACGUGAAGGGGGAAGGUAUCGAUUCAGUCUCGCUCGGUGCACUUGCUGACAUCGGCGUCAACCUCCAUCAGCUUACAAGGGAAGUUGACACGAACAACAAAAGCAGUGAGACAAUGUCACUUUGCAAAGAAUUUUCGAUUGCCGGAUAUGUGCAUGUCUUGAAUGGGCGCGGUGGCCUCCCGAAGGUCACACUUUCUCAUCCUAGUGGAAGUUGCCUUGAUAUCUAUCUUCUUGGUGCCAACAUUUUGUCCUGGACGCUACCUAGUGGUGGUGAGGUUUUCUACACGCCUGAUGGCAUAGUAUUUUCGGAGGAGAAUCCAAUCGACUGGGGAACUAUUUUUUGUUUUCCUCAGUUCGGCGAAGGUGAAGACCGUGGUACCCUAACAGACAAAUUCCCCUUGCCGUUUGACGGAUUUGCAAAAAGCUUGAGUUGGACAAUAACUCAAACUGGCCUCCAUGAAGACAAGCACGGUACGUGUCCUUAUGUAAUCAUCGAAUUGCAUGAUUCUGAAGCAACACGUGCGGUCUGGAACCAUAGUUUCCACCUAACAAUGGAAAUAACUUUGGAACAUGCUGCUCUGAAUGUGUCAUUAAGUGUAAAGAACACCAGUAGCAAUGAUGUCCUUGAGUGUUCUGCCGCCUUCAAGUCUCAUGUCGCUGUCAUGGAUGUUGAAGAUUUGUCAACAAACUAUAUUGGCUUUGAUGAUUGUAUUUUUCUCGACAAUACACUUCACCCAACAAAACCGCGAGUCCGUUUCACUGGUGACGAGAGGAAACACGGUUGUUUGAAACUUACUGGGCCCACUGACCGUGUGUACCUCAACACAAAAAAUGAUACUGGAAUUGAGAUUGGUUCUGGUUGUACAGUUCUUCUGCGCAAUACUUGUCACCUGGGCACAAGCGAAUUCAACGACCGUGCCAUCUUUAACCCUUGGAAUGAAUCAGAUCCAAAGAACUACCGCUGGUACUCUGGGCUCGCUAUUGGAGCAAUUGGUAGACUUCUAAGAAUAGAUCCAGAUGAUACGCACUCGAGCAGUAUUCGACUCGAGGUGAAAGAUAACUCACAACAGAUUAUUUCAACUCUUGAAGAAUCGGAUCAGAAACUUGCUUCGGAUCCCAAUUCCAGUUGGCCAAAGUUCAAUGUCCCUGCAGAAACUUUACCCAGAGAUCUUCAGUGACAAGAUACGAAAGUUUUCAAUGCUUGUAGUUUUUCUGCCUUCGCCUGGAUAUGAUCCGGAUUUAUAUAAACAUUCUCUCUGUGAGACAAAUGUGUCAUGAACAUGAUUUAUUUUUUAGUGUUCGCUUUCCGAUUGAAUUUAAAGUUGCAAUCAAAUUUAUUGUUAAGUUUGUUGAGGAUUCAAAGUGAAAGUAUUUUCUUGAAAGGAUAGUGAAUUGCCCUACCCCACCGUGCUCUCAACUGCCCACAUUCGAUCGGUCGAUAUAACGCGCUGCCACGCGUGCGCAUCAUCACGCCUCUGCGUGCAGGCGCAGUUAGCGAUCAUACUGCUACACGGCGGCAACAGCAUUGCCAGCAGUUCUCACCACUCGUCGUGUUUGUGUUGAGUUGCGGACAGUCUCCUUCAAUUUUCGAUCGAUUAAACGACGAUCAAUGAACAAUCGAAGUUUAUCGCCUUUCAAGUUUCAGGAAAAGAAAUACGAGGAGAGUGUCUUGAAUUAAAAAUGGUCUAAACCGUUGAUACU